AUGACAUUGGACACCCCACUUGAUUGCAAACACAAAAAACAGUAUGAAUUCAAUGUUAGAGAUGAAGUAGCUGAGAAGUGUAAAUUAGGACUCCAUGCCAUGAAUGGUGGAGAAGGACCUAACAGCUAUGCCCAAAACUCAACUUACCAGAGGGGAGUUGUCGAUGCUGCGAAAACAAUCAUGGAAGAAGAAAUCGCGAUGAAACUUGAUGUUAAACAUCAUUCCUCGACUCAUAAGAUGCCUUUCCGAAUUGCAGAUUUUGGCUGCUCCACAGGACAUAAUUCAUUUCCAGCAAUGCAAAUGAUCACUGAAGCUGUUGAGAAAAAAUUCCACACAGAAGGAUUAGCUUCCCGAGUCCCAGAUUUUCAAGUGUUCUUCAACGAUCAACUGGUGAAUGAUUUCAACACAAUAUUCCAUUCACUUCCACCCGAAAGGAAUUAUCACGCGGCAGGAGUGCCUGGUUCCUUUUACAGUCGCCUCUUGCCGAAUGCCUCCCUUGAUUUUGCAUAUUCAUCUUGUGCCCUUAACUGGCUUUCCAGAGCUCCUGCAGCAGUGGCAGAUCAUACAUCUUCUGCAUGGAAUGAAGGAAAAGUUCACUACACAGGAGCCAGGCAUGAAGUUUUCGAAGCCUACGCAAAUCAUUAUGCAAAUGACAUUCAGUCAUUCUUAGAAGCGAGGGCGCAAGAGCUAGUGAGCGGAGGGCUGAUGGCUCUUCUAGUGCCUGCAGUCCCUUCCUUUAAGAUUUCCAACACAUCCUACACUACUCCAACAGAGAUGGAUCUUAUAGGUUCUUGCCUCGUGGACAUGACAAAAAGGGGAAGGAUCAGUAAAGAGAAGAUAGAUUCAUUCAACUUUCCAUUGUAUUUCACCAUUCCACGAGAAUUGCAGGCAAUAAUAGAGAGAAACCCAAGUUUCAGCAUGGAGAGGAUGGAAAUACUCAACAACCAAGGAAAACUCACCUUGACCAGCGCCCAUGCACGUGCCACAUACCUCAGGGCUGUCUUUGAGGGUUUGCUGGUAAAUCAUUUCGGAGGUGAAAUCAUGGAUGAAUUAUUCGACCGAUACACGAAGAAACUUGCAGCUUCAUCACUUUUCCUUGACCCUAACAAUGAGAAGUCAAUCAUCAUAUUUGUCCUUCUCAAGCGCAAAGCUGAAUGAUUGUUGGUGGCUUGUUACAACUGAAACAAAAUCAGGCUCUAAAAAUGGCCUUUGAAUAACCUGCAUUAACUGGGUUAGUUUUUUUCCUUAUAAAAACAUAAUAUAUACAUAUAUAUAC
This is a messenger RNA of Andrographis paniculata, 1276 nucleotides long. Its product is annotated as loganic acid O-methyltransferase-like. The transcript is spliced from 3 exons. Gene Ontology annotation, molecular function: S-adenosylmethionine-dependent methyltransferase activity. Bases 1 to 1158 code for a protein of 385 amino acids. Gene Ontology annotation, biological process: methylation. Lineage: Eukaryota; Viridiplantae; Streptophyta; Magnoliopsida; Lamiales; Acanthaceae. The record is from RefSeq and is a predicted model, not a curated record.